This is a messenger RNA of Melospiza georgiana, 3147 nucleotides long. It is a transcript of the gene SKA3, whose product is annotated as spindle and kinetochore associated complex subunit 3. The record is from RefSeq and is a predicted model, not a curated record. The coding region runs from base 1 to 1524 and encodes 507 amino acids. The transcript has 9 exons. Gene Ontology annotation, cellular component: outer kinetochore; spindle microtubule. Lineage: Eukaryota; Metazoa; Chordata; Aves; Passeriformes; Passerellidae. Gene Ontology annotation, biological process: mitotic cell cycle; chromosome segregation.
AUGGAUGUGACCGCGGGCUUCUUCGGCAAGCUGCGGGAGCUGGCCGUCACGGUGGAGAAGGAGGUGAAGCAGCUGGAGCGGGCCAUGCGCGGGGAGGACGCCGACUAUGAAGAUGAAUCUCCGCUUGCAGUCCUGCAUGACCUCCAUGGAGAAAUCAAGACUCAGAAGCAAGAUGUUAGUGCCAGUCUUGGUAAGAUUUGCUCUGAAAAAAAAGCAGUUCAUGAAUUCAUGAAGGCAAGUGAAAUCUUGUUGCAAAGAAAUGCAGCAGAUCUUGGAAAAAUAAGAGAGCUGUUCCAGAAAUAUGGCUACAAACCACAUGUCAAUGACUCUACAGAGCUACAAGAAGAGGAGGAUGAAGCUAAGAGUGAAUCAGCAAUGUGUGCCCAGAAUAAAUGUGAUGAAGAAAAAGCAAAUGCAGUGCCUCGGCUCUGUGCUCCUGCAGAGGAGGCAGCCCUGCCCAAAGACCCGCUGCACGUCCCGCAGCUCUCUGACUUCGGGCUCUCGCAGUACGCCUUCCCCCGGCCCUGGAGCGCCCUGAGGGCACAGCACAGCUCCAGUGCGCGUCAGCUAAAGGCCCAGAGUGACACUCCACUGAGAGUGCCAACGCCUCAGGCUCUGCCCAAAACACCCAAAUGUAAGCUGAAGAUGGAUGACUACGAGUGUGUGACACCCAAGCUUGAGCACUUUGGCAUUAGUGAACAUACCAUGUGUAUGAAUGAAGAUUACACCAUGUCACUUAUUCAGAAAACUUCUCAGGCUAUCAAAAAGUUUGUUAAAAGAGGAGAUGAUAAUGGAGAGAAUUUGCCAGAAAUGACCAUCAAGCAAAUCAUGGUUACUCCUGCAUCAAAAUCAAGUAAGAGAGCUGAGAAUGCAGCAGCUGACUGGAUGGCUUCUCCUAUGGUAUUUGUGUUCUGUACUCCUGAUGUGAAGGACUCUUCCAAAACAAAUAAUACAGUAUUAUCAAGGUCACCAGAGACCAAGGAACUGCCUCUUCCCAGUCAUGCAGCAACACCACAGUGUCCAGAUUUUCAAACAAGAUGGCUAAAAGCAGAAGCUAAGCAGCAGGUAACACCAGGGGCAAAGCUUGAGUCAGUGACAAAGAAUGAAGCAAAAGAUGCACCAUACAAAGAAGAAAGAAUUCCUUUUGCUGCAAGCUCUCAUGAGUAUCUUAAACAUAGUGAGGACCCUUCCCCUCCCAAACUGGAACACUAUGACCAUUUACUCAAUACUCCUCCACCUCCAGAAAUAACAAGGAUACCAGAUAAUGUUCUAAAGAUGCUUUCCCAAUAUAAUCAUAAGGUAGACUCUUUUAAAGCCAAGGAAAUUGAGACCAAGGCAGGAAAUACUGCAAGAUAUGAAAGUGGUUCCAGGGAUUACAGCAACAAAGAGAACAGGUAUGAUUGCACUUCACAAAUUUGGUUAAGUAAUUUAAUUUGUAGGAGGUACAAAGAGGCACUAAUGCACUUAGAAAUUCACAGUUGCUUGCUAUUUGACUAUCAAAACAGCUCUUGCUUCUUUGACUAAAUAACUGGGGUUUUGGCAUGGUAUAUAACUGCUUGUUUGUAAAGAACAAAUAUUAUAGCUGGUGGUGUGUUUGGAUCCUCCCAAAUAAAAAAAAAAGGCAGAUUUUUACUGUAGGUUUAUCUCUAGGAAUACUUUGCUUUGUGGCAAUAAAAGCACCAGUGAAUUCUUUCUGGGUAAACUUAGGCAAUAAAACAAAAGAAUUUGGUGAAAAGUAUCUAAGUGAGAAUUGAUUUCAAACUUGUUUUGGUAAAGGCAAAAUACUUGAAAUGAAAAGCUACAAUACGUAUGAGUAAUCUUAGAACAACUGAGUUACAGUUUUAUAAAGAACACCAUCAGUUUGAAUAUAAGGAAGGUUUUAUCACAACUUUAUCAAAGCGUACAUAUUCCUGAUUCAAUGUAAUAUAAUGCUUGUUGAUUAUCUGUUAAACUUAGAGUCUGUAAAGAUUAUUUAAAUAGGAGGUACAAGGAACAUGUAAGGAACAACAACCCAGAGUGACACUGAUAGAAGUUGAUAUCUUACUAUUGUUGGGAGUUGGAAUCAAUCUGGGUAAUCUCACUUUAGAUGACCCUUCAUUUUUUGUUGUCAAGACAAAAAAGACACGUUUUCAAUAUUUCUGUCUUUUGCUAAUUCAAAAUAUGAUUUAAAUAAGCUCAUUAACAUGUCUGGGUAUAUUUUUAGAGGAUAUCGUGGAGUUUUCAAGACAAACAUGUGAAAUGAAACUGAAGACCAUGUUGAAACUUUCACAUUCAUGGAUCUUAUCACCAAAUCAUAACAAGUUCAAAAAGCAAAAGGAAACACUGGUGGGAAGAAAGAGCUAUACCGAGAACAGGCCUUUUUAAUGGAGAACAAUUCUUUAUCCAUGAUGUGGAUGUACUUGUUUGAACUAACAGAUUGUGCUUAAUACUCUAUUGACAUUAUUGGCAAAAUGAGGGGUUGUAAAUAUAUUGCACUUCAAAGAGGAAUGGAGAUCCAUGUACAAGGUGGUGCUUCAGUUGUUUGUUGUGUGGGAUUGCAUUUGCAGUAGGCUGUAGAGAGUGCAGUUAGACUGUAAUAAAAGCAAAGUCCAGUAUAUUGCUCUCAAAAGUGGAUAUCUCUGGCUGUUCCAGUGACUCUGCAUCCUUUCAGGGCUGAAGUCUGGUGCUUCAUCAGUAUUUGAUAUCUUCAAAAGAAACAAGUAAAUUUGUUUUGUAUUGGAAGAGUAAUUCCUGCUUUACUGUUUAAAGCAGUUCUGUGCUUUUAGUCCUUUCUGCAGUGCUAAGAUGUAUCUGACACAUCCCUGCACCAGACUGACUGUUACCUCUCUGGCAGACAGGCAUUUCCCAUGCAGCUUCUUCCUUUAUGCAUCAACAUAGUAUCAGGUGCUAUGCAUCUGGUUUCUUUGUAGCUCUGGAAGGUGACUCCGGCUCUACUGUGAAUCCUUUGAAAUGUGCAAUUGUUACUGGUUAUGUGUAUCUUAAGCUGCUUGGAAGAAUUUGGCGGCAGGCCUGUAGGUGAUUGCUUCCUCUCCUGCUGCUGCCGUGUGUAUUCUCUUCAGUGCUGGUAUCACUUCUAAAUGUGCACAUCUAACCCUGUAGUAGCUGACCAAGCUGAAGUUCUCAGAGCUGUUUGGAACUCUUUUGGUA